GCAGGAGAGAAUUGUGGCCUGAGCGCUGAACCAUGGCGAAUUGGAGACCCUUUCUGACAGCGGCACUCGCUCUUAUGUUCCUGCUCACAACAGGAUAUGCCUUCAUUUUGGAGUUAAAUCCAUCAGGAAAUGUGAGGUCCCGGAUUGGGGAGAUGGUGGUGCUGACCUGCCGGGUGAAGGACUGUCCAUCCCCUUCCUUCCAAUGGAAAGUCGCAAUGGAUAAUCCCUUGGGAGGAACAGUCAGCAAUCAGGGUUCGGAGUCCAACCUCACCUUUGCCCCGGUCACAGUGCAGAACGAACACCAGUAUACUUGCUUUGCAAAAUGCGGCACAGAGACAAAGAAGGAACAUGUUAUUAUAAAUGUUUAUUCUCUGUCGGACGAGCUCACCCUGGAGACGGUGGGGAAUUUGGAAGCGGGCAGGAACGGCACCGUAAAAUGCACCGUCCCCAAAGUCUAUCCCGUUCGUCUGGAGGUGGACUGGCUGAAAGGAGCCAAAGUGGUGCAUAGUGCAAAACUCUUCCGACACACAGAGGAAGAAAGGGAGGAGAGCUUCACUUAUGAACUCACCCCUGAACUGGGGGAUUCGGGACAAGAGCUUACAUGCCGAGUCCACUUGCGCACUGAGUUGGGGCUGAUUCAGGCCGAGGGAACGCUGACGUUACAGGUUAACUAUCCUCCCAGAACGAUUAACAUUUCUGCAGAGCCCUCUUCCACGGUGAGGGAAGGUCAGGAUGCCCGGCUAACCUGUGCUGUUGACAGCAGCCCCGCUGCCACGAUCGUGUGGAGCAAGUUAUCAGCCGCCGGCUGGUCAGUGACCGCCGGGGAUCAGCCGAUUCUUCACCGCUCACCGGCCCUGAUGGAGCAUUCAGGAAUCUACCGCUGUGAAGCCAGCAAUAUGCUGGGGAGUAUCACCACCGAGGUGGAAUUGCGCGUUGAAGGUGGCCCCAGAGACACCACACUCUCUGUGACCCCCUUUGAUGUGAAGGAAGGAGGCAAUGUCACAAUCAGCUGCACAACCCACUCGAACCCACCUGCCCAUCUUCUGCUGAGGAGGAAGUCAGCAAGUGGAUGGAUUGAGCUGGACUCAGAGAAUGGAACAUUUACGAUCGAUGCUGCCCAUUUGGAUGAUGCAGGGCACUAUCAAUGUCAGGCCAUCAAUGCUCUGGGAAGGCAGAUUAAAAGCGCAGAACUCUUUGUUCAAGAAAAAGAACCUGAUAUAGUACCCCAUGUUGUGAAUGCUGUAGGAAUCCUAGAAACAGUCUGCACAGUGGCUGCAGUUGCAUCAGUAGGAUUCGUACUUUUUGCUCUGCAUUAUGUCUAUCGCAGGAUCAACAACAAGAAAUCAUACCAAAUGUCAGAAGAGAAAAUAUGAAGUUAAAACAAAGGACUGAAGGAAUGAGCAUUCCUACUUCUAGUACAGUCUAAUCUCUGGGGCUGUGUGGCUGUACCGUCAGGAGCAGGGUGUUGGGAGAUUGGGAGAUGAAGUUGUUGCAUUAUAAACAUUUCUCAAUGUAUCACCAACAGUUGGUAUCCAAACAGAUAGUAAAGCACAUCUGAACUUGGGGCACUUUAUUGUAAAUAGUCCUCAGAAUUUACUAUCUUGAAGGGAAUAAUGCUGUGCUAUUCAUGGUGCUAUGCUAGAGGAAAUACUGCAGAAAUAGUUAACUUUAAAAUGGUCUCUGGCCAAAUCAAAUGGUCCUUGAUAUCCCUCACCCAUGGCUCCAAGGAAUGUUUCAAACUGCUAGCACUCGCCAGUGAACCAGACCUAGUUGUUCAGAUGCUGAUGUGCUGGAUUUGAUGCCCACCCCUCUCUUGUGGGUUGUGGGAGGCCUUGUGUGAUUUGGGAGUAAACCACUUUACACUGACUGUUCUACAGUUUAUGGAUCACAAAUUAUUUGACCUCCUGAAGGAUAAUGAUGUUGAUUAUCUGUAUUGAUUUUCAAAAAUUGCUGCUGCCUUCCUCAAUAUGUGUGAGCCUCUUCUGCUCUUAAUUCCUAACACAUUGAACCAGGACACCAUCCAUUGUGGCUGAAUCUAGUUAGGUACUAGGUUGGGUUCAGGUUAGGUACAGGAGCUAGGCCACCACUGGCUGCUAGAUGCUGUUUUCUGAAAAUGGAACUGAAUGUGUUAACCACUAAGUGACUUGUACUCUUUAAACUAAACCACUAAGUGAAAUGCAGACCAAGUCCUGAUGCAGGGUUUCGAACUGAAAUGUUGACAAUUCCCUUCCACCCCCACCUCCCCCCCCCCAUAGAUGCUGCUUGACCCAUUGAGUUCCUCCAGCAGACUGUUGCUCCAGAUUCCAGCAUCUGCAGUCACUUGUGUGUCCAAAUUAACUCAAUUUGCAUUGUAGUCCUCAAUGUUGAUUCAAUAAUUUUUUGCACGAAAUGUCAAAGCAGGAAAUAUUUUGAACCAAACAACUUAAUAAAAUAAAAGUCAAAUUGUUUUGAAUUAAUACAUCAUUCAAAUUAAGUAACAAAAUAUUAUCGAAGUUGUUUCACAAUUAGAAUGUGAAACUACCAACUUCAUUGCUGUCAAAAUUUGAAAAUAAUAAAGUGGAAGCCAAGAAUUUUAGUAACAGUUCCAAUGAGUUUAAACAAAAUGUCCAGUUUCAGUACAUUUUUCAAUGUCUUCAAUCCAGGAAGGAUUGUCCUUAUGCAAUUAAAGGUUUGAUUGUUUCUAAAAGUGAGUGAAUGUCUGUAAACUUGUGAGUACACAUGUACUACUGAUUAUGUUGACUGA
Messenger RNA from Pristis pectinata (smalltooth sawfish), 2743 nucleotides. It is a transcript of the gene vcam1a, whose product is annotated as vascular cell adhesion molecule 1a. Gene Ontology annotation, molecular function: integrin binding. Bases 33 to 1373 code for a protein of 446 amino acids. The transcript has 6 exons. Gene Ontology annotation, biological process: cell-cell adhesion. Lineage: Eukaryota; Metazoa; Chordata; Chondrichthyes; Rhinopristiformes; Pristidae. The record is from RefSeq and is a predicted model, not a curated record. Gene Ontology annotation, cellular component: membrane.